Molecule: messenger RNA, 953 nt
Organism: Racocetra persica
Lineage: Eukaryota; Fungi; Glomeromycota; Glomeromycetes; Diversisporales; Gigasporaceae
Source: the annotation of a GenBank genome assembly
AUGAAUAAGAUCUCAAAUCUGGAACAUUUUGAAAUAGAUGAAUUUGGAAACAGCAAUAUUCAAGAUAUCAAUACAGAACAAUUUUCAGAAUAUUUCAAUGAUCAGAUAGCACGAAUGACAAAAGUUCUUUAUCAAGAUCAAAGAGAGGGAAACUCGCCAAAAUUAAAUGCUGAUGACUUCAUCAAUUUAAUUGAACGUAAAGAUCCUGAAACUCAAGGAUUUUUUAAUAUUUUAUAUAAUGCAAUGAAUCCUAAAGAUAAAGCUUUGAAAACACGAAAAAGUUUAAAAGAAAAAAUUAUGGUAUUGUGCUAUGAAAUGGCCGGAUUGCGAAACAAGCAAGUAAGCGGUGUCAAAGCUGCACUGGGAUUAUUUUUUACAAAAUCUGGAGCCUCGGCUCAUUGUAUUAAUACAAUGGCUAAUAUGGGAUUAUGUACUACAUACCAAACGGCUUUUAAUAAAAUUAAUGGAAUAAGUGAUAAGCACUACACUAGUGUGAAAAAAUAUAUUCAAGAUCACUAUAAUAGUCUUUUUAUUGCAUGCGUAGACGAUUAUCAUAAUCUUCAUGGUACUCGUAUUCCAUCAACAAAUUCAGCUAAACAAAUCGUUCACAUGGCCACCAUAUUAUUUAAUACUAUUAGAUGUCCUCCUAUUUCUUAUAAUUCUACUUAUGGUUUACCUGUUCAUAAUCCCCAAGGUGUCGAUGCAUUUCUCUUAAAAACAAUUUGCCAAAAAUAUAUAUUUACUUUAGCAAAUAGUUACAAUUCGGAAAAGUCAAAUUGGAGUUGGGUAUCAAAUAAAACAAACUUAAUUGAAAAUUUAACAAUUCAUUCUUAUAAUGCAGAUAUUGCUCAAAAGUAUCAUAGAAAAUUUAAUCAAACCAAAUUAAUAGACUGCAUCAAAUUGGAUUUAAAGAAUGCUAAAAAUUAUGUUGAAGCUGCUAAAACAUUUUUAAG